Molecule: messenger RNA, 1293 nt
Organism: Cetraspora pellucida
Lineage: Eukaryota; Fungi; Glomeromycota; Glomeromycetes; Diversisporales; Gigasporaceae
Source: the annotation of a GenBank genome assembly
AUGUUGUCUAAAAACAAAAAUGUAUCAAAUUAUCGAACCAAAGAUGUUAUACAUAAUUAUGUUAAUUUUAUUAAUAUUGAACCCACAAGUAUUGGAGAGUCCGGACAGUCUUAUAAAGCAACGUUUAAGAAAUCUAAUAUAACUGUUACCUUAAAACCCAUUGCUAUACCUCAACAAGUUUCUCUAAAAGAACUCGUUAAAGAGGUUGACCAAUACCGAAAUAUUAAAUGUCAUGAUAAUAUUUUAAAAAUUUUUGGAUUAACUAAGCCGGAUUCAAACAAAUAUAUGUUGAUUUUUGACUAUGCCGACGAUGGAACUCUUCGCCAGUAUUUGGAAAUAAAUUUUAAGUUGAUGAGAUGGAGAGAUAAAUUAUUAUUUUCCAAACAGAUUGCAAACGGGAUUAAGCAUUUGCAUUCAAAUAAUAUUAUACAUGGGCAUUUGAAUUCUGAAAACGUCCUUGUUCAUAAAGGAAGCAUUAAAAUAUGUGGCUUCUCAUCCAAAAUUUUUAUGAAACAAAAUCAAUAUCAACAUUUACUUUCUUUUGUUCAGUACUUUGAUCCUCAAUAUUUGCAAAAUCCAAAAAUCUAUAGCUUAAAUCAAAGCUCUGAUAUAUACAGUGUUGGUGUACUUUUAUGGGAGGUCUCUAGUGGUUCUAUUCCAUUUGAGUCAGAAUCGCCAUUUGGAUACAAUUGUUUACUUGAUAUUAUACAUGGGAAAAGAGAAACAGAAAUUACUGGAACCCCUCGAGAAUAUUCCUCGACCUACAAAGAUUGCUGGAAUAAUUAUCCGAAUAAACGUCCAAAUAUUCAACAAGUUGUUACACGUCUAAAUAAAAUAAAUGAAAUAAUGAUCGAAGAGUUAGAUUAUAUUCAUAUAGAACAAAACAAGGAUCUAUAUAAUCAAGGUUCAACAAAUAAAACUGACGAUUGGCAUUUAGUUAUAGGAAAAUUACUUCAAUUCUUUAUAUCACAAUUUAAUGCAACCACUAAUUCUGCUCAAAUAACUAAUAGUUUAAUUAAUUAUUUUGAAGCCAAUCAAAUAGAUCCAUUUUUAAUAUUUAAUCAACUUGCUUAUCAAGAUUAUAAUUUUAGUAUGAUCGGCUAUUUUCAUGAACAUGGUAUCGGUACUGAUGUUGAUUAUCAAAAGGCUCUCUGGAUGUAUAAAUUAUCUUCAGAAAAUGCUGCUAAACUAGAUGAUUCUUCUUUAAUAGGUUAUUUGAAUAUCAACAAUUACAUUAUUGGAAAAAUUUCUCUUGGAUUAUUAUAUUCUGCUGGAAAAGGCGUUAUGAUCUGA